Molecule: messenger RNA, 1113 nt
Organism: Symphalangus syndactylus (siamang)
Lineage: Eukaryota; Metazoa; Chordata; Mammalia; Primates; Hylobatidae
Source: RefSeq, a predicted model, not a curated record
AUGGGGACAGACAGCCUCUCUGGGGUGAACGCCCACAUCCUGAAUAGACCUGAGCCUAGAGACCAUCAGAGUGCCAUCCUGGCACCUUCCCAGGGGUCACCGAACCCUCUGUGGGGCCGUGGAACCACACAGUUGAGCUGUGAUGAUGCCAAAACCUCAACCUUCACCUUGGCUAGCUACAGGGACCAGCCUCAGGCCUCUGCACUGAGGGAGAAGUGGCUGCUGGAGCCCCUGGGGAUUCCGCCCCAGCUGCCACAGAAGACCCAUCGGCCAUUGUCUCUGCCCAGAGGCCUCUGCCAGCGGGGGGUCCCAGGCUGGGGGAGGUUGACAGCUGCUACCUGCUGCUCCCCACCCAGGCAGCAGCUCCGAGCCAGAGAAAGAGCCGGGCUGGGACUCUGGGAGCCUCCGAAGGACAGAGUGGGCCUCGGGACCUCAGAGGAGUUCCAGACGGCUGCAGGAGUGGGAGAAGCAGCAGUUUCUCAAGAAGAGCGAGAAGGCCUGGACCACAGCCUCUGCUUCCUCUUCUGGAGAAAAGCCACAGCUCAGCGAUGCUGGCUGAUAAUUUUGCAGCCUCUGUCCCUGGAGCCUGCAGCAGAGGCUGGGAGUUUCGAACGGCCCUGGGAGCCCCUGGAGGCACAGCCUGCGACCCUGAGGGAUAAGCUCCGUCUCCAGAAGGAACGAGUGGAUGAGGUCAGAGCCCAGCAGUGACUGUCUGUGCCGGAGUCCACCCCCACCACCAAGGCCAGAGCUGCUGCAGCAGGUGGAACGGACAUGCCUCCUGCCAGAUGCCCUGGCUGGAUCAGCAACUCUCCAAGGUAGCCUCAUGCUGGGGACAUUACCCCAGGGGUCUCAACUUCUGGCUACUUUGUCUCCUUUCCACUUCUCAUCCCCAGAGAAGGUUCUUCUGGCCAGAAGGAUGGCCUCUGAAAAUGUCAGAUCCGGAACGCAUCCGUGCUAAUGGCACUCAGCCCUCAGCAAACUCGCCUGGCCGGUCCCCCCCAUUAAACGCGGAGCCAAAAGCCCACAGGCGGCAGUUGGGGCUCACAGGCAGCCGAGGAGGCAGGAAGUCAGUGUGCAACCACGAGGGUGGGUCCUCAGGGUGGGUGCAGGGUC